GACAGUUGUGUAGAAAAUGGUACCCACGACGAGCAGAUUAAAUAUUAUACACGUCAGCACAAAAUCCCUGCACGUCUACGCACGAACGACACGGAUGCAACAAACUCCCAUCACGGUGGCUGGCGCUGGUGGUUUUUGUGUUGGGUGACUUGCAACUGACGGUUACGGUAACCGCAGCGACACUUUGUUGCUGAAAACUGAAAACUUCCUUGCUUUCUCUUCAAACUUUUCAUCAUAUUUAUUAUUAUUAAUCUUUGAUUUAUUUGAUUAAUAUUCCUUGCUUUACAAAAAACGAUCCACUUUCCUGUAACUAAACAUAUAAAAAAGCUGCUUUUCAUCUUCUUCUCUGUUUUGGCGCUUUCAGUUGAAGGGCAGGCACAUGAAGAAUUUUAACUUUGCCUCUCUACUGUCUGAACCCAAGAGUAGAACAAGUGUCGCCACUUUCAUCCUCACGGCCUCACUAAUCUUCGGCUUUUACAUCCUCGGGACAGCAUUCUAUGCAAAUGACCUUAAAAUACUACAACGAUCACAAAUGGAGUUGAAGGAUGCAGAAAAAUGCAAGAACCGGUGCAGGCCUCCAGGCAGCGAAGUAUUGCCGGAAGGAGUUCUUGCCAAAACUUCUGAUUUGGAGAUGCGCCCUUUAUGGGGUUCAUUUGACAACAGUAGCCAUUCAAGUCGUUCGGUGAGUUUGCUGGCUAUUGCAGCUGGAAUAAAGCAAAAGUAUUUGGUUAAUAACAUUAUAACAAAGUUUUUAGAAAACGACUUUGUUGUCAUGGUGUUUCAUUAUGAUGGCAUUGUUGAUCAAUGGAAUGAUCUACAAUGGGCUAGUCGGGUCAUUCACGUUUCAGCCAUGAACCAAACGAAGUGGUGGUUUGCUAAGCGGUUUUUGCACCCGGAUAUAGUUGCGGAGUAUGACUACAUUUUUCUUUGGGACGAGGACCUUGAUAUCGAACAUUUUAAUCCAGGCCGGUAUAUAUCAAUUGUUAAAGAGGAAGAACUUGACAUAUCACAGCCAGCACUUGAUCCUCGAAAAUCAGAGAUACACCAUCAAAUUACCGUACGCCAAAAGAACUCAAAAGUUCAUAGGAGGUAUUUUAAGUUACGAGGCGGUGGAAGGUGUUUUGACAAUAGCACGGGUCCUCCAUGCUUUGGUUGGGUAGAAAUGAUGGCUCCUGUGUUUUCAAAGGCGGCGUGGCGCUGCGCGUGGUAUCUCAUUCAGAAUGAUUUGAUUCACGCAUGGGGCAUCGAUUUUCAGCUCGGCUAUUGUGCUCAGGGUGACCGGAAGCAGAAGGUUGGUGUGGUUGAUGCUGAAUACAUUGUUCAUCUUGGUGUCCCUUCUCUUGGUGGUGCAAAUCAUGCGAGCAACGAAUCACUUACUGAUCACACGAGUAGAAAAAAUACAACAUAUGCCGAUGAUCUUGUAAAGCUGUCUAACAGUAGUGAAAUCCAUGCCGGAAGUGAUCGAGCUGAGGUGAGGUUGCAGUCGUAUACUGAAAUGCGUAUCUUCUAUCGUAGAUGGGACAAGGCAGUUAAAAAAGACAAAUGUUGGGUUGAUCGAUACGAUAUGAGAAAAGAAAGAUAAGUCUUCACAAAGUCGUCAAGUAAAUAAGCAACUAUGAUUGUUUGAGCUACAUUUACAACCCAAAUCAUUGGUAUAAUCAAGAGACCCCAAGUUCUGAGAUGGAAAUUAUUCAUAUUUGGGUUUUUGAAUUUUUGGCUCCCAAAUAGAUAAUUGUAUGUAAUGUAUUCUUCUUUUCUUGUUUUGGAUGUAAAAUGUAUGUGUGGAAAGGGUGGAGGAUGGUCAGGAUAGUGCAUAUGUGAAUGAAUAGGUGGUGAUGGUCAAUCUUAUAUGUAUUAUUUUUUUCUUUUCUAAAAAUUGUUAUCACCCUUCUUGUAUAAUUUACAUUUGUUUAAGCUUGCAAUUCUUUUAAUUA
Molecule: messenger RNA, 1934 nt
Organism: Helianthus annuus (common sunflower)
Lineage: Eukaryota; Viridiplantae; Streptophyta; Magnoliopsida; Asterales; Asteraceae
Exons: 15
Coding region: 380-1582 (400 amino acids)
Source: RefSeq, a predicted model, not a curated record